This is a messenger RNA of Acanthisitta chloris (rifleman), 1953 nucleotides long. RefSeq names its product lumican (gene LUM). NCBI's taxonomy places the organism in Eukaryota, Metazoa, Chordata, Aves, Passeriformes, Acanthisittidae. Bases 195 to 1226 code for a protein of 343 amino acids. Gene Ontology annotation, molecular function: protein binding. The transcript is spliced from 3 exons. The record is from RefSeq and is a predicted model, not a curated record.
GAUGACAUAGCAGCUUCAGAGAACAGCGUGACUAGGGCUUUUUUUUUUUCCCUCUUGUAACAGAGGAUCUGGCAGACUUUUACCUCCUGACACUGUUUAGAGCAUAUAUUGGUCGAUACAGCCUCUUAUUGCAUCUGCUCUGGGAAUUAAGGAAAGCAGCUUCAAGGCAGUAAGAGACAAGACACAUUGGAAAGAUGAUCUUAAACUCCCUACUUGUCUUUCUGUUAUUGAUUAGUGGCAUUUUUUGCCAAUAUGACUAUGGUCCUGCAGAUGAUUAUGGUUAUGAUCGCUAUGGGCCAUCUGCAGGAGUCUGUGCCCCAGAAUGUAAUUGUCCUUUAAGCUACCCUUCUGCCAUGUAUUGUGACAACCUUAAGCUGAAAACCAUUCCAAUUGUACCAAGUGGAAUAAAAUACCUUUAUCUUCGAAACAAUAUGAUUGAGGGAAUUGAAGAGAACACGUUUGAUAAUGUGACAGACCUACAGUGGCUGAUCCUAGAUCACAACCAUUUGGAAAAUUCAAAAAUUAAGGGAAGAGUCUUCUCUAAACUAAAGCAUCUGAAGAAACUUCACAUUAACUACAACAAUUUGACUGAAGCUGUUGGACCACUCCCCAAAACUCUAGAUGACCUGCAAUUAAGUCACAACAAGAUCACAAAAGUCAGUCCUGGUGCACUUGAGGGGCUGAUGAAUCUGACUGUCAUUCAUCUUCAGAACAACCAGCUAAAAGAAGAUUCUAUUUCAGGGGCUUUUAAAGGCCUGAAUUCACUUUUGUAUCUUGACUUAAGCUUCAAUCAACUUACAAAGCUACCAACAGGACUGCCUCACUCCUUACUCAUGCUGUAUUUUGAUAAUAACCAGAUUUCCAAUAUUCCUGAUGAGUACUUCCAAGGUUUUAAAACCCUGCAAUAUUUACGUUUAUCCCACAAUAAAUUAACAGAUUCUGGAAUACCAGGUAAUGUCUUCAAUAUCACAUCACUGGUUGAGCUGGAUCUCUCCUUCAAUCAGCUGAAAAGCAUUCCAAUCGUCAGUGAGAACCUUGAAAACUUCUACCUCCAAGUCAACAAAAUUAACAAGUUCCCCUUGAGCAGCUUCUGUAAGGUAGUUGGACCAACAACCUAUUCCAAGAUCACACAUUUGCGUCUGGAUGGAAACAAUCUCACUCGGGCUGACCUGCCACAGGAGAUGUACAACUGCCUUCGGGUGGCUGCUGAGAUUUCACUGGACUGAGAUACCUGGGAGCAUCCAAUUCCCUUCUAGGGGCAGUAACUACAUCAUGAUAGUGCUUUAAAAUUAGGAUAUGCCUUAAAACAAACUGCGUAUUAUCCAUUCUGGUUUUAGUAUUUAGCAUGCCCUUGACAACCUUGAGGAAAUGUGUGCGUAUUUUUACAAAUGGCUGUAUACAGAAAGCACAAGAAUGACCAAAUUUGGUGUAAAUUAUGCCUUCAUCUGGCUAGAUGGGUUGACGAAAAACAGUCAACUUCAUAGAAACUUAAGUCUAUGCAUGCUGUACAUGCCAGUUGGUUCCAGACUUGCAUGGCAGUCGGGUGGGUUUCAUCGUGGGUUUCAUCAUGGGUUACACUAAGCAGUAUGGGCUGCCCUGUGUAAAUACAAGACUUCUCUCCAACUUUCUUAAUCUUUAUAUUAUUAUCAAUGACAAAGGAAAAAUGAUUUCACAAGCUAUGAACAACUUAAAAUAUAUGAAAAUAUAUUUUCAGAGCCUAUGGCAUUAUUAAAUUAAUGGAAUAUGUGAAAGAUAAGGAAAAAAAACACUUUUCAGGUUAAAAAUUGUUUACUCUUCUUUUUGUCAUAGUUUCAUUUAACUUUCAUGGUAAGAUUUUUAUCCAUUGCUCGUAUAAUUGUUAUUUCAAAAGAAAUCAUAUAUACAAAUAUUUUUAUUCAAUUACUUGCAUGCUACAUUUAACCAGAUUGUAGAAAAUAAAACAUAUCAAAUAGU